UGGCGAGUUCGGCUCUCCUCCUCCUGCGGCCGCAGCUCCGGGGCUUUGUUGUGAAGGCUGCACGCCGGCAGCGUGCCCGCGGGGGAGGAGCGCGCAGUGAUGCCAAGCAGUACGACUUGUCAUGCCCAGAACAUCUGAGAAGCAAGCCUCAAACUGUUCCACAAGAUUAUGUGCAUGAGAAAGCAGUCAUCAAAAUAAGCCUGGGCUUCAGAAUUGCUGUCUAAGUAAGGAUUUUGCCUCCUUUGUCUUGGCUGACGUCAAUACUCUCAUCACCCAGCUUGUAUUCAUGUUUGGGAUUGCCUUCACCCAACAGCAUCCUGUUGCACUUGGCCUUGUGGAACUUCAUGAGCUCUGAAAUGUUGGAGGAAAAACUGGAGCUAGUGCCAGAUCAAACAACUUGAGAAGAACAAAUGGAGAACUUGUCAAAAGAAACCCACAUCCUGGGACAGAAAAGAGAAGACUUCUGUGCAGAAUUUCAGUUUCAUACAAGCUCCUCCAAAAAAACACAUUUUUUCAUCCAAGCAGAAGAUGAAGCACUGAAACUUUCAGAUUUGUCAGUAACGAGUCAAGGAAGGCCUCCAACUAUGUGUGCUCAGUUCAGUUCCAGUCCUGAAGAAUCAAGUGCUGUAGAAAGAAGAGGGAAAGUAGUCCCUGAAUUUAUAUCUUCAUGGGAAGAUGCCUCAGGUUUUGGUGGCAAGACAGAAACUUCAUUCCUCUUAAAAGAAUUGGACAGUCUAAGGGCCAAAAAUAAAAAGCUUCAAGAUGAGGUGUUGGAAAAGGACAAAGAGCUGAAGACAAUAAAACUGGACUUAGAACUGCAAGAGAGAGCUACAGAAGCUAAGAUUGCAGAAAAGAUUGCAGCUCUGGUGGAAGAAGUUUAUUCCGCUCAACGGGAACGUGACAAGGCUGUCAUGGCAAGGCUUAGGUUAGCCAAUGAAGAAAGAGAUGAAGCAUUUCUACGAGUCCGGCAUUUAGAAGAGUCACUCAAAGAGCUAGAAAAUAUUAACCCUGAAGAAAAUGACAUGACAUUACAGGAAUUACUGAACAGAAUAAACAAUGCAGACACAGGGAUAGAUAUACUGAAGAAUGGAGCUAUUAUUCUGAAUCGAAUACACAGGACCAAAGAACGUAAAAAGAAAAUAAUAGCUGAGGAAAUGAAUGCAGUGAUAGAGCAACGUGAUGCUGCUUUGUCUCAAUGCAAACGGCUAGAGCAGGAGCUUCAUCAUCUGAAAGAGCAGAACCAGACUUCAGCAAACAACACGAGACAUCUGACUGCUGAAAACAAUCAAGAACGUGCUCUGAAGGCAGAACUGAUAGCCCUACAACAAGAAAAAGAAGCCACUCUUCAGCAGUGCAGAAAGUUAGAAGAAGAAAUCCAGAGAUUACGCAUACAUUACAGUUUACACAAACCUUUGUCCCAAGGAGUGAGCCUGAAGGACUGGCUUCACUGUAGUUUCAGUACUUCUGAAGGUGGCCUGAAAGACAGGCAGGAUGUUGUGACCGUUACCUAUGGCCAGCUUGAGGACCUGGCAGUUCAGCUGCAACAAGCUCAGUCCGAGCAGCAGGACACCAAGCUGAAGCUUCAGAAGACCUUGGAGGCUUUGAAGGAGGCCAAUGAGAAGGUUCAGAAGUUGGAAAGGCUGGUGGACGUCCUAAGGAAGAAGGUUGGAGCAGGGACCAUUAGGACCGUGAUCUGAUUGAAAGCUCCAGUCUAAGGAAGCAUUCACAUCUGGUGACCAGGCUGCUUCAUUCAGCACUGUGUAAACACUAAAGCCUUAACUUAGCAAACAGUUGUUAGAAGUGGGACACUCCAGCGACAUUCCAAGCUGAGAUAAAAUCAAAUCAUAAAUGUUUAACUACUUUGCUGCUGAGUUCUGUGAUUUGUUGAAAUGUUUCACUGCAAACAUAUAUUUGUUUUUAAGCAGAUGCAUUGUGGCUCUGUGUACUGUGAAAAAUGAUGUAGAUGCUUAUUUUAACAGUCUGUUCCAUCUGUGUUACUAGACUACAGUCUGCUGCAAGCAAGGCGCAGCUUGACCGUGUAUUCAAAUACCACCAGCUUCAGGUGCAAAAUCCUGGAAAGCAGCUUCAAAAUUUGAAUUCCUUGUGUUAUUUAUGAAUCUGCAAACAGUCCAGCAUUUGUAUAUUAAAUACAGUAAUUGAUGAUGUAAGUUUACAUUUAAGAAGUAACUCUGACCACUAUAUUGAAGAUAUUUUUCCUCCUUACUUAUAGCCCACUGCAGCUAAUAACAGUAGCUACAUCUAAAGGAAGGAUGCACUUAUAGCUUUAUACACUUGAGUAACUAGUGGAGUAGAUGGUAUUUUCAGCAUACCUUCAAAAUAAAUGUACAGUUAGCUUUCAUUGGAGGAACAACUGCAUAAGUAAUCAUAAAUCACUGUGUGAAAGCCUUGUGACACUGUGGGGUAUCUCAGACAGUGGGGAAGGUUUCCUGGUUUGUUUUUUGUUACUUCUCUGUCCUUCCCUAUAGGGUAAAUCCUUCUAAUGUUCAGAAAUCACUUUAGAGAGUAAAAACGCUUCUAUUCGGUGUAAGGUGAUUGGCUCACACAUUUCCUGCAAGGACAUUUUCUCAGCUUUAUUUUCACCUCUUAUUGCUCUGCAGAGCAGGAGUACUAUCCGGGCUGGAUUUGGGCCCAGAAUGCCAGCCCUCUGCUUUGCUGACUCCCAAAGUGCCCUGGGAGGGAAUAUGACGGCUGAAGAAUAAAAUCCUACAGAGAGGGAGGAAACAGAGGAGUGGGGAGGAAAAUCGCAGGUACACGGCCAUAUUACCCACAGAUAUAGGAGAGCUGGCCCUAGAUGUAUGUUUGCAAACCAAAUAUCUCCAUGUAUUCUGCAUAUUUUUACCACACAACUAAAGGUGAACAGAAGAGUCAGCUCAAGGCAGCUGCCCAACAAACCUGGCCCCUUGCAGGGAAAUGAGUAGCAUUCCUUCAAGCCAAAUUUAUCCAGGGUCACUUCAGAAACUCCUGAUGAGUUCCUUUUUGACCUUUGGUCAAUCCUGAGAUAGCCAGUGAGGCUGGAGUCUUUCCACAACAUGUAUUCAGUGGGAUAAAAGUUUCAUGCUUCCAGUCCAGAAGCACACCAACCCAGCACCCAGCCCCUUCCACCUCUCUAGUGUGCUCCCAUUCUGCAUUCAGACAUCUCAGACAUCUUUUUUCCAUUGUCCUCAUUGAACCUUGGAUCACUAAUUGAAAGAAAAGAUCACCUGAGCUGUCAGCACUGUUGAGCCACUUCUGCUUGAGGAAAUGCUAUAACCUAUUUUUUUCUGUUACAAAAACAUUGAACAACCAUUCCCAGUUCUUACCAUUUUUUACAUCCCUUAUGAUUUAAUGUAUUUUGCAUCAUCUUCCAGACAGAAGCCUGAGUCUCUCCUAAAGGAGCUGUCUCAUGUUUUCAACUUGCCUUGCCCUGCUAAUCUAUUUCUUUUCUAGUUCUUCGGUGUUUUUACCAAGAUAGAGCAGAAUUUGUGCAUGGUUUUCAAGCUGUGACUUUAACAGAUGUCAUGUUUUCUGUUUUAUUCUCCAAGCUAUUUGUAAUUGUUUAAGCAUCAGGAUUUCUUUAGGAAAGCUUAUGUCUUUUAAGUUAGUACUUCUAUAAUAAUAAUAAUAACAAUAACAACAACAACUUUCAGUCUUAUUCUUCAGUUAUAAUAUGCAGUUCAGAAUUCAUCAUGGGGUGUGAAAGAUUAGAACAGAUCAGAGCCAUUUUCUGAACAUUCAGCUGCUGUAUUACUAUGCAUUCCCUGACUGAUUACCACUAGUUCCUAUUCCACAGCUCAUCCUAACUUCUACAGGAACAGAGUACCAUCAGCAAAUACUGCUAUCUCCAAAGUAUCUCCCUUUUCAAGGCAAUUUCUUGUGGUCUUGAAGUAAGUUGAACAGCAUAGGGUCUGGCAAAUAUCCCUAUCCCUAUAGGUACAGUAAGGUAGUUUACCUUCACUGUGAAAAUGAUACAUUUAUUGUUAGCUGUUGUUUUAAGCUAACUUUUAACUGCAUGUUUUUCCAUGUGAAGAUUUUCCAUAUUACUCCUUUGGCAGCUGUGUUGAGGGAGCUUGUUUGCUACUUGGGAAAUGCGAGUUUACUUAAUCACAGCUUGUUUUCCAUGCAUGAAUGUGUUAGGUUCCUCCUCUCCAUGUGUAUCAGAAUUCCUCACCUUGCCCCAAGUCCUUCCUUCUCUGAAGCAAAUUGCUGUGUGAGUGCAGACUCUGGAUAGUGCGGCUGUUUGCCCUCCCUCCCCUUGUGUAAUCUGGCUUUGUUUAGGAAAAUAGCAUCAGCACACUUCUUACUGUGGGUAAUACUUGAUUCUGUACAUUUAUAUGGUAAAUUUGCUUCAUUACUUUCUUUUGGACAUGUUGUGCCUGAGGUAAAAAAAUAUUUCCUGAUUCUGUCUUGCAUCUUGUACCAAGUGACUAUGAGAUGUAAUGAGCUUUUAAGUUAGCUUUUUUUUUCUUAUAUCACCUUGCACAUCCAUUACUUUGAACAUAAUUAAGUUAGGUAUCUAGAAAAGUUUGUCUUCUUUUGGAAAAGGCCCUGGGAAGUUGGCUGUGCUGGGAGAAGAUUCUGAAGCAGUUGGGCUUUACCUCCUCUUUGCUCAUAGCCUGGUGUGUGGUCCUCAGCAAAUCCUACAGUGACAGUUGUAAACGGCAUGAAGCCCCUCAAGAGGCACACAGGUACCCUGGUGGGGCUCUCAGGCAACUCUGCGGGUUAAUGGCAAAACACUUUCACUUCUUCACCCACUGCAGUGAAUGACAAUGGUUGGGCAGUUCCAGAAACAGAGGCCCAGCCCUUGGUGCCUUCAGGUGGCUUUCUGGCCUCAGUGAACUCAGUCUGAGUUUUGUCUUUCAGUGUAAUGAGGGCAGGAACUCUGAUCUGGCAUGUAGAAAUAGGCAAUAAUAAUAACACAGAUUAAUUGGCUUUUGUUUUGCAGAUUAUUCAGUGAGAAGUGAUUGAUGUCUGUGCAAUGCUCUGAAAGCAGAGAAAACCUGUGCUAUAUAGCAGACAUAGAGAAGUCACUUCUGUCCUAACUCAUGGAAGAAGAUGAGCUUGCAUAAGAUUAAGUAACAGAAGUACCAAUUUGUUUUCCUCCCAGUGAUGAAAGGUGGCUCAUCAUGGGCAAAACUUACGGUGACAUUUGUAAUUACUGGUCAAAUUAGUGUCCCUGUUGUUUUGAAGAGCAUUGAGAUGCUCAGGAGCACUCAACCCCUGUGAGAUUUCCCGUGUUUCUCUUGAUGAUCCUGCAGCAUGCUUGCAUUGGGAGCAAUAUGCCAGGGUAAAAUAUGUAAAUAGCAUCCUGUUGGCUUGGGAUAAAAGCAUUAUUAAUGCUUUUCGGCACUGUAAUUAUAUUCAUAGUAAGCCUUCCCUAAGCCCAUACUAAUUAACAAUAUUAUGACAAAUCAACUUUAACAAAAAAGAACUGUGGACCUUCAGUCAUUUACUACUGUUUUUCAUUCAGCCCACAACCCAAAAUGAGUAGCAUGGUUUUCUCCACGAGUGCCAGGAAAACUACUGAUACUUGGAAAGUUCAGAGCCAGAUCGAUCAUGUUAGCAGAAUCCCAUAGGUGAAGUCAGUUUGAUUCUCUUUUAAAUGUAUUCACAAUAAAGCAAGGUUCAUUAGUUAACUAUUAAUAUAGAACAUGAAAGCAGCCCUUAUGAAUAAGCCAUCAUAUUUAAAUAGUUUAGUACUGUCAAAAUGUUUUCACUGGCACACUUGUUUAUCUAUUUAUUCCAAAUCACAGAAUGUUUUACAGAUAUUCACCUUAAUUUUCAAAUUAAAUGGCUUUAUGCAUUUUCUUAUCAAAUGAUCAAGAAUUAUAACAUCCUUCAUCCACAUACGCAAAUGAACUUGCUAUCUACAUGUUGAGAUUCUUCUGUGCUAUUAUUUUCUUCAUUUAGAACACUUCCUAAUGAAGGCUGAUAGCGUUUUCUGCUUCUUUUUCAUUUGUACACCACAAGAUUUUCUUCACAUGCAGAAAUAAGCUGCAAGACACUUUAAGUCUCUGACUGUCAAUUUCUCUGAUAUUGCUCUCACUAUGAUCACAGCGUUAAUGUGCUGAAUCUUAUUAUUGUACCAUUUCACAUCAGGUCUACAGAGCGGGACUUCUCUUGUUUGUUCUUCUCAUGCAUUGGUAAAUAAAAUGCAUUCACGAGUCCAAAAAACAAAGUGGUGUUCUCAUAUUAGGUUGAUUAUAAGUCAGCUGUUGAGCUUCACUGGUCUAAACAUUUCAUUCUUCAGUUUUGUUGGGAGCACACGUGUUCUGGGAGGCUUUUAAACAAAUGCUUGAAAUGGUUGAAAGAUUUACAUUGCCAGUGCCUGGCUAAAUAUGUAAUCUUUAGAAAAGACAUGGUUUAUUUUGGCACCAUUUGAAAAACUCAAAUAUUUUAAACAUUUGUUAAGUUUGAGCUUGCACAUUUCAACGAAAAGUUUGCAUUCCAAAAUUACAUCUCAGGUUACCUGUCUCUCUCUUUCUCUCUCUCUUUUGUAUUUUGUAAUCCUUUUAUUAAAAUAGUCUUUGCAAAAGGAGUUGAGAUUUUGGAGGGAGGUAUUUGUUUGUUUGUUUGUUUUUUAAUUGUAAAAUAUUGCCUUUACCUUAAUCGAUUUGUAAGGUAACUUUUACCUGGUAAGUCUAUUCAACUAAACUUCAGAAAUGCAAGUACAGAAAUGCUUUCAGAAUUUAGAUCUUCUUGUGAGCGGCCAAGGUUUGUUUGCAAAAUUAGUCAAAUACAAGAAUUCUGGCCAAAUCCUGCACAGCUUCACACACACAUUCUGAGUGCUGAGAUAAAUAAGUACUAACCCUGAUGUUGGGUGCAGGGCCAGACAAUAAGGAAAGCAGGUUGAAUGAGUACUGAACUGAUAAAAUAGAAUAGCUCAGGGAAAAAGAAAACCUUUUGCCUGGAGUUGUUUUUCUUUGCUGUCCUUCCCUCCCUUGGCAGAAGCUGGGGGAGGGGCUGCAAUGUUUAGCCUAAAUUUUUAUUUUAAAAACAAUUUCCACCUUUGAUUUUCCCAAAGGUUUUAACCUGAAAGUUGUACUGAAGCUUAAAAAAGUGAGAACAUAUAAAUUGAAAAUGCUGUAUUUUGUAGAACUCCUGCCAGAUCCCCAGUUCAACAAACACUUGAGCAUACCACUACAAUUAUGCACGUGCUUUGGUGUGUUGCCCAGUCAACAGCCAACUGCAAAGGGUCACACGCCUUUCUGCGAAGCUGUCAUCACGAGGAGUUUGGCGUGUUUCCUCCAUGGUUACCUGGGGCCAAAGGUCCAAACAGUGCCACAUUCACAGGAGUUCCUAAGCAUUUGAAUGGCUUCUGAACAUGCUAUAGCAGAUCCAUUGUCAUAUAGUGAAACAGCAACAUACCUGGCAGAAUUCGUCACACCUGAUAAACCUUGCAGAAUACAUUACAUGAAUUUAAGAUGAUUACUACUCAUACAUGAAUAUGAGUACUUUACAUAUGACUGAACAAUGAAAUGGUUUCCUGAAGAAUUCAAAAGGUGGGAGCUAUGGGUUUGAGAUUUUUUUGUUUGGUUUUGUUUUUUUAUAAAGUAAGUAUUACUAAAACUACUUCCAAAGCCAAACUUAUAAGAAAAGAAAAAAACAAAAGCUUAAGAUAGAAAAAUGAAAAACUACUUUGGUAUUACUCUAAUUCAUUUUCUGUAACCUCAAGACCUUUGUUCGCUUUUUUUCACUGAAGUAGUGCCAUUAUUUCACUACAUUUUCUUUUCAAAUAGCCAAACUGUUUUCAAAAAUCAAUUCUUGAGAAAUAAGGUUACUGGUGUCUAAGUUGAAAUCAAGAAAGAUUUCACAUACUUCUAAGUAACAAUUUGCUUUUCAAAAAGUUAACUAAUAUCUUCACUUGGAUAUAUACAACUCAGGUGCAGCCUGUGUGGAAGUAUACUAGAGUAGAAAAAGAAUCAGAAACGGUAGGAAGUCUCCAUCAACACAUGAUUACCAAACAUUAGUGGUACAGUUAAGCAAAAGAGGAAGAUGCAAGAGAUAAAAUUUGGAACAUGAUCUGAUAUGGCACUGGUUAUAUCAGCAUGCUUUGAAAUGGAAGUGCAGCAAAUGAAACACUUGAAGCUAUGACCUCCAGACUGGCAGACCAGUUCUAGCACUUAACUGUAUUCUCUCUGGUAAGGACACCAGCCUUGCACACAGUUAACAAAUAUAGAGCUCUACAUCAUCAUAGCAUAUGGAGCUGUGGGGCUCAAAAACACCAUAUAAUGAUUAUUAAACCUGGAGCUAUGAGUUCUCAAUGUGUGAUCCAGUCAGCAUAGUAAGAAAGAUGUGGUAAAUCACAGCUUUUACUUGAAUUCUACUUCCUGUUGGACAGGGAAGGCAUAAAUCAUGACUGGUCAGUGCUAAAGCUGCAUAAUAGCAAAGUGGAAGGUAGAAAUUACAUUUUGAGGAAGACAGCAGAAAGGAGUUGUAUGAAGGAGAAAAAAAAAAAAAGGAAAAAAAAAAAGCAGGAAAAUUUACCACAAUAAGCAACUGAAAUACUUCACUUUGCAGACUCACAGAAGUGUUGAAAAUGACAUGGAAGUCAUAGCACAACGCAGGUUCUGAAGUGUUUGACUGUAGGUGCCUCACUGAAGCUAAAGUAGGUGUGAGAUCAUGAGGAUAGGAAAUCUGUUGAAAUUUGGUUGUGCUCAAUUUGUUCACUGAAUUCUUUUUUGAUAUGACAAGAUAUCUCAGUUCUAAAUUUUGAAUAAAACAACACUCCUAAUUAA
This is a messenger RNA of Coturnix japonica (Japanese quail), 8735 nucleotides long. RefSeq names its product mirror-image polydactyly 1 (gene MIPOL1). The record is from RefSeq and is a predicted model, not a curated record. Lineage: Eukaryota; Metazoa; Chordata; Aves; Galliformes; Phasianidae.